Molecule: messenger RNA, 1546 nt
Organism: Mauremys reevesii (Reeves's turtle)
Lineage: Eukaryota; Metazoa; Chordata; Testudines; Geoemydidae
Gene: CACNG1
Product: calcium voltage-gated channel auxiliary subunit gamma 1
Exons: 4
Coding region: 164-844 (226 amino acids)
Biological process (GO): calcium ion transmembrane transport; regulation of calcium ion transmembrane transport via high voltage-gated calcium channel
Cellular component (GO): L-type voltage-gated calcium channel complex; membrane
Molecular function (GO): voltage-gated calcium channel activity; calcium channel regulator activity
Source: RefSeq, a predicted model, not a curated record
UACUUUUGCAUCACACGGUUGACAUUUGAAAACGCUUAGACACGCCAAGACUUUGAAGACCAUUUGAAGAACUUGCAGCAUUCCUUCAAGUAGGCAAAGCAAACUCGACAGUGCAGUAAUCACCCGAAAGAGUCUGCCCUACGCACUCCAGUGCAGUCCAGCCAUGGAUGAAGGCAAAGCACUGAAAAUCCGGCUGACUUUCUCUGUUAUUUUGGUUGGCAUCUCCUUAAUGUUUGCAGCUGUGGUGACUGAUCACUGGGCAGUGCUGAGCCAUAGAGUGGAGCAUUACAAUUCCACCUGUGAGGCUGCUCACUUCGGGCUAUGGCGGCUCUGCACCAAACAGUUUUACAUCCAAGACAAAGCUACCAAAGAGAGGAGCUGUGGGGUGAUAACUCUGACAGGAGACCGUAACUGUUCCUACUUCAAACACUUCUCUCCAGGACAGAGCACAGAGAUAUUUGAAAGAACCACCCAAAAAGAGUACAGCAUUUCAGCUGCAGCCAUUGCCAUCUUCAGUGUGGGCUUUGCGAUCAUUGGAACAAUCUGCAUCCUCUUAUCCUUUAGGAAAAAGAUGGAUUAUCUCCUGAAGCCAGCGUCGAUGUUCUACACCUUUGCAGGCCUGUGCAUGAUCAUCUCUGUUGAAGUCAUGAGACAGUCUGUGAAAAGGAUGAUUGACAGCAAGGAGACUAUCUGGAUAGAAUACUAUUAUUCAUGGUCUUUUGCCUGUGCCUGCGCCUCCUUCGUCCUGCUCUUCAUCUGUGGGAUCGCUCUUCUGCUAAUCUCCUUGCCUCCCUUCCCACAGAAUCCGUGGGAGUCUUGUAUGGACGCAGAACCAGAGCACUAAAUGCCUUCAUCUAGGCUCACUGCUUACGCCAUACCGGAAAGUGCUAUAAAAGAAUUGAUACAUUUUUUUUUUAAGUGUCAGGAUGGUGGAAUAUGAAGACAAAAGCGUCCUUAGUUAAAACCAGGUUAUUGAACCAAAGGGAAGUUCAGUACUAAUUGUUGUUUGUUGGGUAGUUUGUUUUUUAAAAAGCAUGAAGAUCAGCAACUUGGGUUACCCAAUUUGUACCCUCAAUCCGCCGAAUGCUGGGAGAAGUCAUUGGCAAUUUAGGAGUGCAGUCUGCAAAUGCAGCUGAGGGAAAGUGAGAGAGCACGAGAUGGUUUAAUGAGAAGGUGCAUAUUCUAGUGGUUAAAGCACAGGACUGGAGUUGGGAAAUCUAGGUCGCAUUACUGGCUUGGCCACAGACUCACUCUGGGACUUACAGCUUCUCUGUGAGUCAGUUUCCCCAUCUGUACAAUGAGAAUAUUGCUUCCCUAGCUCACCGGGGUGCUGUGGGGCUGAUGUUUGUACAUAAUUUGGAGAUCCUCCCAUUGGAAGUGCUGUAUCAUUAGUAGUAUUACAAUAAAAGAGGUUUAAGGAUAAAAUCAACAUUACAAAUGUACCCCCGAAAGCUCUACAAAUUAUUUUGUUCUGCCGAUCUAAGCACUUGUCAUAAUUAAAAGUCCUAUGAGGAGUCUGGUGACACCUUAAAGACUAACAGAUUUA